GAUAGAAUUCAGUAUAGAGCAGCUUAAUUGUGAGUGGACAAGGGACAAGUGCAAUCAAAGUCACCCCGUGCUCAGGUUGGAGGUCUCUAGGGGUCAGGAAUUAGAAAUGGUUGGUAAAUCUCUAACCAGGUGGCUUAGGUUGGUCCAUUGCUUUAUGAGGUUUAGAACUGAUGCAUUGAGAAAUCUGGUUGUAACAUUUGUGGGUAUUCUGAAUGGCAACAGGUGUCUCGCUGGCCUAGUUUUUAGCAGAGUUUUUACAUAUGUCAAAAAUAUGGUACAUGUACUCGUAUUUAGCUACUUUUUUCUUUUCUUCAUUCACUAAGGGUCUAUUUAUUGUUCUGUUAUUGAAAUAAUAUAAGGCCAAUACUUGGGUGAUAAAUU
Molecule: messenger RNA, 381 nt
Organism: Owenia fusiformis
Lineage: Eukaryota; Metazoa; Annelida; Polychaeta; Sabellida; Oweniidae
Source: the annotation of a GenBank genome assembly